Messenger RNA from Terrapene triunguis (Three-toed box turtle), 2468 nucleotides. RefSeq names its product palmitoleoyl-protein carboxylesterase notum2-like. Gene Ontology annotation, molecular function: hydrolase activity. The transcript is spliced from 11 exons. NCBI's taxonomy places the organism in Eukaryota, Metazoa, Chordata, Testudines, Emydidae. Bases 175 to 1653 code for a protein of 492 amino acids. The record is from RefSeq and is a predicted model, not a curated record.
UGUAGUAACAUGCCUGUGUCUAUGCCUGUGAACCUGGCUAGGUCCAUUCCUUGCUGGUUUAAUUCUUCUCGGCACUGUCUUUCUUAAACCUCGCUUUCUUCAGAUUUUCAUGUUGCCCUUUUAUUAUACCACGGGUUUAUUCUUUGCCUGUUCAGUCAGGAGGAGGCACUCACUAUGAAGAUCCCAGGGGCGUUGGUGGCUUUGUUGCUCCUGGGGGAAGCGGUGUCUCAAAGCAAACGUAAUUCCAAAGCUCACGUGAAGACUCCUGCCCAGAAUCGAAAGGGCCCUAACCCAAGUGGGGAACUGGAGCACACUGCUGCUGAGGAAGAUGUCUUUGUGGGAGUUCUUCCUCCUAUGGAAGAUGCCUUGGCAUCACAGCUCAAAAGUGCCUCACUCACUCCUUGGCAUGCUCAGAAGGCACCUGAGGACAUGAAACUUUUCUUUCUGAAGAACCCCCUGGUCACCUGCAAUGAUGGGACAACAGCUGGGUAUUACUUAAGGGAGCACAAAGGGAGCAAGAGAUGGAUCAUAUUCUUAGAAGGUGGCUGGUGCUGUUAUAAUAAACAAACAUGUGAUACCAGAUAUAAAAAUAUCCGUCGCUUAAUGAGCUCAUCUGAGUGGCCUCAAACAAAGAAAGGGACAGGCAUUUUGUCUUCCCAGAUGGAGGAGAGCCCUCACUGGUGGAACGCCAAUGCAGUGUUUGUGCCUUACUGCUCGAGUGAUAUCUGGAGUGGAACUUUGCCCAAGUCACUGCAAGCAGACUAUGCCUUCAUGGGAUCGCUAAUUAUCCAGGAGGUGAUUAAAGACCUGGUUCCUAAGGGAAUUAAGCAAGCUAAAGUGGUCCUGCUUGCUGGGGAAAGUGCUGGUGGGACUGGUGUGCUACUGAACCUGGAGAGGGUGGCGGCCCUUCUGGAGGAGCUGGAAGCUGAGGCAGUCCAGGUCAGAGGACUUGUUGACUCUGGCUGGUUCCUGGACAUUAAACAUCCAAGGCAAUCUGACUGUUCAGAUGCUGCCUCUUGUGCCCCGGUGGGUGCAAUCAAGAAAGGACUCAGGAUGUGGAAUGGAAUCCUUCCAGAAAAAUGUAAACAGCAGUUCAAGAGAGUUAACGAGUGGCAGUGCUUCCUUGGAGAUAGAUUGUAUUCAUCCUUGAAAUCUCCAGUUUUUGUGGUUCAGUGGCUGUUCGAUGAGGAACAGCUGAAAUUAGAAAAUAUCCACCUUGGAAGUCAGUUCCUAACAGAAAAUCAAUGGAACUACCUACAAAACCUUGGGCGAGAACUUAGGAACUCAUUACGUGUUGUCCCAGCUGUAUUUGCCCCUGCAUGUCUAUCUCACACGCUGAUUACAAAAAGCUACUGGCUGGAAUUUCAAGUGAAGGGCAUUUCUUUGGCCAGAGCCUUGCAGUGCUGGGAGAAGAGCCUUCAAGACUGCAAUAAAGCCCCAAAGAUCCCCAUGAGAAGUUGUCCCUUCCAUCUGAUUGAUAACUGUCCAUUGCCCCAUUUCAACCCCACCUGCUCAGUUCUGCAUGACCACGGCACAGGCCAAGAAGUGAACUUCAUGCAGACUUUAUUCAGGAUGAGGCUUGAUGUCCACAGGAAAGCUCAGGAGCUCAAAUCAGGCCCCAGUCAACUGACAAUGCUCAGUAAUGGUGGCUAAUGCAUAAUCCAUGUGGGUUAAUUGUAGCUUAGUGUCAAAUAAUGCUGAUGUUGAGCAAAAGUCAAGGGUUUCCAUAGAGUUUAGGCACAUAUUGGGAUGUUAUGGUUGUAAUGACUGAUGUUUAUGUCAAUCUUACCUUGUACUGCUGCUGUUUCAAUCAGGUGAACUCACAGCCUCACUUGUACUCCACUGCAUUUGACAUAAGUCGCAGUAUGGUUUGGAGGGUACUACACAUUUUAGGGAUUUUUUUGAGGGGUGGGCCAAACAAGGAUGAUUGUUGAACAAUCUUCAUUCACUUCCCUUUACACUCUGACUGAAUACCACCAGAUUACUGGGGGAUUAGCUGAGUGGAGUCUUCACUUUGCAUGAUAACCUACAAAAGUAUGAUUUCCUGUUUUCAUUUUAGCUCCAUUUGCUGCUGCUGAGACUAUUAAUUAAAUGAGGCAUAUGAACAAAAUAUUGACCAAGCUUUCAAGGGCUUUGACUCAUUAGGAUGAAUUACUCUCAGAUUGAUCCUUCCUGUAGGGGAGCCCAGGAAAGCAGGCCGUUCACACUGUGCAGAGUUUCUUCACUCAGUUCCCCCAUGUUGCCCAAUCAAGGGAGUAGGUUUACCUCCUUGUGGAAUGAACACAGGACUCCUCCAACAGACCCAGAGAGAGCUAUGCAGAGUGGGGCUGAUGCAUACAAGGCCACCAGGGCUUUCCACAUGGAAGCCUUGUAUCUCUACCCUAGCUCCGGGUAGUUGGGUGGUCGGAUGUUCUAUCCCUCUACCCCAGCUCCUGGACUGCACAGCUUUAUUGGCACCAUACUCCCAG